AGGAGUCCCUGGCGUGCCCGCUUGUGGAAUGCCCCUCCAUCCCCCCACAGCUCGUAUCCCCGCCAACCAAUAUAACUUUUUUUUUGUUUGCUUGUGCUUUUCUACUGUGCGUGUUCGGAGUGCUCUUAAGCUUUAAUUCAACCGUUCCAAGCCGUUUGGAAGUCGAAGAAAAGAAAAGUUCGGAAGCUCUUGCCAGUCCAUACCUGCGAUCACUUGCUGCAAAACGCAAACAACAAGCAGACAUGGCUUCCAACUCAAUCAAACUUCUCACCGGAAACUCCCACCCCGAGUUAGCGAAGCGAGUAGCAGACCGACUGGGAGUUGAGCUUCUAGACAUGAGCGUAUUCAAAUACUCGAACCAAGAGACCUCGGUCAUAAUGCGAGAGUCGGUCCGCGACGAGGAUGUAUUCAUCCUGCAGACAACAUGUCCCGGCGAGGAUUUGAACGACCACCUGAUGGAGCUUCUGAUCAUCGCCAAAGCUUGCAAGACCGCGUCUGCUCGUCGCAUCACCGCCAUUAUGCCAAACUUCCCAUACGCCCGUCAGGACAAGAAGGACAAAUCCCGUGCACCGAUCUCAGCGAAACUCAUUGCGAAUAUGAUUCAGCGCUCCGGGUGCGACCAUGUCAUCACGAUGGACCUCCAUGCGUCGCAGAUACAGGGCUUCUUUGAUGUACCAGUCGAUAACCUGUACGCCGAACCCCUCACCCUCCGCUACAUCCGCGAACACUUCGACUACAAGAACGCCGUGAUCGUCUCUCCCGACGCCGGCGGAGCAAAGCGUGCCACCGCUCUCGCCGACCGACUGGACCUGAACUUCGCCCUCAUUCACAAGGAGCGCUCACGGCCUAACGAGGUGUCCCGAAUGACGCUGGUCGGAGACGUGACCGGGAAGAUCGCAAUCCUGGUGGACGACAUGGCAGAUACCUGCGGAACCCUCUGCAAAGCUGCCGACGUGCUGAUGAGCAACGGAGCGAAGGAGGUGGUUGCCAUCGUAACACACGGUAUCCUCUCGGGUGAUGCCUGCGAGAAGGUGUCAAACAGCAGGCUGAGUAGAUUGGUGGUUACGGAUACUGUUCCGCAUGAGGACAAGAAGAAGAGAUGUCCUAAAAUCGAUACGAUUGACGUUGCUCCUACGAUUGCGGAGGCGUGUAGGCGGACACACAACGGUGAGAGUGUGUCGUUCUUGUUCAGCCAUGUGAUGGUAUAGAAUACCACAGUUCCGAUUGACACGAAUUGAGAAAACUCCUGCUUUGUUACCCUACGAGAAGCGGAAUUGGGCGGAUAUGGAUUUGCGUUGAUGAUGAAUCGUGUUUUCAGUUUGGCUGGGUAUCAAAAAGUUGGGUCCUGUUACUUGUGUUAAGGGUGUGUAGAAGGAGGAAGCCUUAAGUCGUGACCGUCUCCAUUGCAGUUGUACGGGAGGCCAGCCCUAAAAGGGCCAUACACUGGCCGGUUGCAGCGAAAUAAGUGAGAUUUUGUGUGGAGAUCAACUAGAUACUAGGCCUCAUGCUGGAGAUCGCCUUGUAUGUAGUGGGGAUGGAUGUUGGAACUUGGUUGGUGUAAAAUAGACUAUUUUAACUAUCCCGCGCAACUCGGAUGUGGGGAGUCAAC
Molecule: messenger RNA, 1609 nt
Organism: Tricharina praecox
Lineage: Eukaryota; Fungi; Ascomycota; Pezizomycetes; Pezizales; Pyronemataceae
Product: phosphoribosyltransferase-like protein
Exons: 5
Coding region: 243-1208 (321 amino acids)
Biological process (GO): ribonucleoside monophosphate biosynthetic process; 5-phosphoribose 1-diphosphate biosynthetic process; purine nucleotide biosynthetic process
Cellular component (GO): cytoplasm; ribose phosphate diphosphokinase complex
Molecular function (GO): magnesium ion binding; ribose phosphate diphosphokinase activity
Source: RefSeq, a predicted model, not a curated record